AUGGCCAAAUUAGUACACAACGUCCAAAAGAAGCAACAUAGAGAGCGUUCCCAGACUCUGGACAGAGCCAAAUAUGGUCUCUUGGAGAAGAAGAAGGAUUACCGUUUGAGAGCAGCUGAUUACCAUAAGAAGCAGGCUGCUUUAAGGGCUCUCAGGCAGAAGGCUGCCCAGUAUAACCCAGAUGAAUACUACCAUGCGAUGACCAAGAAGAAAACCGAUGAAGAUGGUAUUCUUAUCACGGAUAGAGGCAAUGAAGCGCUUUCAAACCAACAGGUUAAACUUUACAAGUCGCAAGAUCUGAAUUACGUUAGAACGAUGAGGUUAAAUGAAACCCAAAAGAUCGACAAGCUUAAGAAUAAGCUUGGGUUUAAGGCUGAGGGUAAGCAUACUGUUUUCGUUGACAAUGAAGACGAUGUUGGUCUGUUCAAGGCUGCCGAUUUUUUCAACACUGACGAAAGCAUGCUCGAGAGGAAAGAAAAUAGACUUCGUAUGAACCAGUUGGAGUCGAGUCAAAAGAUCGUUGACGAUUUGGACUUUGAUGAUAAGGAAACGAUAGAUAAACAGAAGCUUGCGGACUAUAAGCUUUUAAAGGAGAGAAUGGAGAGGGAACAACAACUUAAGCAAGUCGAAGACAAACUAGAAACGACCAAGGAGUUGAUGAAGAAAGGUGGAAAGAAGAAGAUGUUUGAUGAUGAUGGUAAUGUCCACUUUAAAUGGACAAACGAGAGGAAGCGUUAA
Candidozyma haemuli is the source of this 738-nucleotide messenger RNA. RefSeq names its product rRNA-processing protein. NCBI's taxonomy places the organism in Eukaryota, Fungi, Ascomycota, Pichiomycetes, Serinales, Metschnikowiaceae. Gene Ontology annotation, biological process: rRNA processing. The record is from RefSeq and is a predicted model, not a curated record. Gene Ontology annotation, cellular component: nucleolus; small-subunit processome. The transcript has a single exon. Bases 1 to 738 code for a protein of 245 amino acids.